GCUCGCUGGACACUCCGUGGACGGCCAUCCGCACUGCCGCUCUCGCGGACGCCAAGACAGUGCUGGUGGGGUGGAGGUACACGAGGUGGAAUCCGAGAGUGAAGACGUGGCCGCCCCCCCGAAUCCUUCAGACCGACACAGUCGUGUUCAAGUGGAAUGAUUGGCUGCACAAGCACAACGUGGUGGCCAUCAGUGCUGCGCGCUUCAGCACAUGCCACUUUGGGAGCAACGGCCUUCCAUUCACCGUCCUCACCAAGGCAUCCAAGCACGGCACUCUCAAGCUCUCAGCGGGCAGUAGCAGUUACACGGGGUACUUUACCAGCAGCGUUGGCAAUGACUGCCUGAGGGGCAUGAAGGUGGACAUGCAGGUUGAACUCGUACCAUUCUAA
Closterium sp. Naga37s-1 is the source of this 389-nucleotide messenger RNA. The record is from the annotation of a GenBank genome assembly. Lineage: Eukaryota; Viridiplantae; Streptophyta; Zygnematophyceae; Desmidiales; Closteriaceae.